GCAACGGCUCGCCGUCGUCGCCAUCCUCACUCCCAUGAUGCCUCUUCUCAUCCAUCGUCUGCCUUGCCCACGCCUUUGGUUCCUCAGCUGACCCCAGUCCAUUCAUUUGUUCUUGGCGUUGAUAUCCCGUGACACACAUUCGUUCAACUUGUUUCCUAUUUCUAAUCUCUUUUUCUCUCUCUUAAUAACUCCCAUCCCUCUAUCACGUGGAUACUCCCUCCCAACACCAACAAUGAAGGUCUCGUUCGUGUCAUCGCUCCUCGCGCUCCCGCUCCUUGCGGCCGCGGCCCCCAAGCCCGAGGCCGCUGAGCUGUCGAGCCGCGACGUGACCGUGACGCAGCAGGAGCUCAACGGCUUCAUGUACAUGCGGCAGCUCGCCUCGGCCGCCUACUGCAACUCCAAGGACAGCCUGGUCGGCCAAAAGGUCACAUGCAGCAACAACGCCUGCCCGGACAUUGGCGCCGCUAACGUGGUCAACUUUGCCCAUCUCGACACCGACAUCGGCAUCAAGGCCGACGGCGCUGUCUUCAUCGACCACACCAGGGGCGGCAUCGUCAUGUCCUUCAUGGGCUCCAAGUCGUGGCAGUCCUUCAUGACCGACCUCGACUUCACCGGCAGCGACUCCUCCGAGAUCUGCAGCGGCUGCACGGUCCACUACGGCAUCAAGCUCACCUACGACAUCAUCGAGGGCGCGCUGAUCAACGCCCUCAACUCGGCCCGCGCCCAGUGGCCGUCGUACCAGGUCGUCGCGACGGGCCACUCCAUCGGAGCCGGCGUCGCCACCGUCGCCGCCGCCCGCCUGCGCAACCGCCUCAACGUCGACAUCCAGCUCUACACCUUUGGCAGCCCCCGCGUCGGCAACGACGCCUUUGCCACCUUUGUCACCAACCAGAACCGCGGCCGCAACUACCGCAUCACCCACUACGACGACGUCGUCGCCGCCUUGCCCCCGUCCUGGGCCGGCUUCGCCCACGUCAGCCCCGAGUACUGGCUGCGCAGGAAGGACGCCAGCGACUUCAACUACCCGCUCAGCGAGGUCGUCGUCUGCGAGGGCAUCAACCCCAAGGGUUGCAGGAACAGCAUGGGCACCACCCUCAGCGGCAAGGCCCACGGAGAGUACUUUGGCGCCAUUAGCGCUUGCUACUGAUGUGUUUGCUUUUCCGUGGCUUCGCCUGCUGCUAUGAGAGGGAGCUCUGCUGCUGACGGAUCCUUCCCUUGCUGUGCUUGCCACACAUUAGAACUAGUAGCUAAUCCAGCUUCAAAAUAAAUAAUCAUAAUGACCAAACCUUGAAAGUCC
Messenger RNA from Pyricularia oryzae 70-15, 1297 nucleotides. RefSeq lists its product as uncharacterized. The transcript has 3 exons. Gene Ontology annotation, biological process: lipid catabolic process. Bases 233 to 1147 code for a protein of 304 amino acids. The record is from RefSeq and is a predicted model, not a curated record. NCBI's taxonomy places the organism in Eukaryota, Fungi, Ascomycota, Sordariomycetes, Magnaporthales, Pyriculariaceae.